Molecule: messenger RNA, 594 nt
Organism: Quercus lobata
Lineage: Eukaryota; Viridiplantae; Streptophyta; Magnoliopsida; Fagales; Fagaceae
Exons: 2
Coding region: 1-594 (197 amino acids)
Molecular function (GO): nucleic acid binding
Source: RefSeq, a predicted model, not a curated record
AUGACUCAGAAAUCUGUGAAGGGGAGAGCAAUUACUGAUCGCCUAGCCUAUUGUUCACCAGAAGAAGCUGAAGAGAUCCAAGGAGACUUUUCGAAUGAAGACAUCAUGGGGAUUGAAGUAGAAUCAUGGAAGAUGUACUUUGAUGAAGCAACAAAUCAAAAUGGAAGUGGAAUUGAAGUUCUCUUAAUUUCUCAAAAAGGGACACACAUUCCAUUUUCUGGCAAACUCAAUUUCCCUGCCACCAACUACUCCACUAAAUAUGAAGCUUGCAUUAUGGGCCUACAAGCAACCCUAGGCCUUAGAGUAAGAGAAUUGGAGAAAUGGGUAUCAAAAUUCAACAAGAUUCAAUAUCAGUAUGUGCCAAGGAUGCAAAAUCAAAUUGUAGAUGCUUUAGCAACCAUGACAUUUAUGAUGGAUGGGCCAAAGGAAGAUGAAGCUAGACCGAUAGUGUUGGAACAAAACGAAGAACCAGCCUAUUGCAUGAUAAUAGAAGUAGAUGAGGAAAGGAAUGGAGAAGGUGAAUGGUAUUCAAACAUCCUACAAUAUCUCAAGGAUGGGACAUACCUGAAGUCUGCAGACAAGAAUGAUCAUUAA